Messenger RNA from Plasmodium berghei ANKA, 2676 nucleotides. RefSeq names its product GTPase-activating protein, putative. The record is from RefSeq and is a predicted model, not a curated record. The transcript has a single exon. NCBI's taxonomy places the organism in Eukaryota, Apicomplexa, Aconoidasida, Haemosporida, Plasmodiidae. The coding region runs from base 1 to 2676 and encodes 891 amino acids.
AUGAAUAGCUCAUCAACUCCUUGUGAAAACACAUCAAACAAUAUAAAUGACAAAGCGUUAGAAUGUAAUAAACAAAAUGGAAAUAAAAUUGAAUCUAGAAUUUGUCCAAAAGAUGCACAAUAUAUAUCUGAACUUAUUUUAAAUAAAGAUAACAAAAUUGAAAUAAACAAAACACAAAAUAUAGAUUCUUAUAAUUCAACAGAAAUGAGCGUAUCUAUUAAUAAUGUAUGCAUAGAUCAAGAACAAAAAAAUAAAAAAUUUUCUAUAAAUAAUGAAACAGAUGUACCGCUAUAUAAUAAAAAAAAUAAUGAAGAAUUUGAAACAAAUUAUAAUAUAAAUAAAAAUAAAGAUAUAUCUCCAAAAUUAGGAGAAAAAUAUUGUAAAUCUAUAGAUGAAGAAAAUGAAUAUAUAGAAGAUUGGGAAGUAAUUAGAAAAAGAAUAUUUGAUCCAACAUUAGGGUUAAGAAAACAUUAUGCUAAAGAAUUUUUAUCAUGUGGUGAAAAAUAUAAUACUCGUAUUUUAGAGAAAUGGUCAUCUAUGAUUGACAGAAAUAUUAAUUGGUUUAUGAAAGCACAUAAAACAACAUUUCUUAGAAGGGUAAAAAGAGGAAUUCCACAAAAAUAUAGAUGGAAAGUUUGGAUGCAUAUAACAAAUAGUAUAAGUUUAAUAAAUAAAUUUGAAAAAAAAUAUUAUUAUUUAUAUAAAAAAACUUCAAAUUAUAGUAAUCUAAUAUAUAUAGAUAUAUCAAGAACAUUUCCAGAAUUAUUAAUUUUUGAUAAAUAUGCCCAAGACCAAUUAUAUCGAAUAUUAAAUGCAUAUGCAAAUUAUGAAUCAUCAGUUGGAUAUUGCCAAGGAAUGAAUUUUAUAGUUGGGUUAUUAUUAAUUGUUAGUAACUUUAAUGAACUUGAAACAUUUUGUAUUUUAGUAAGUUUAAUGAAUAAUUAUCAUUUAAAAAAUUUCUAUAAAGAACAGUUUCCUUUACUUAAUAGAUUUAUAUAUGUUUUUGAAAAAAUUUUAAAGUUUGAAAUUCCAGAUUUAUUUGAACAUUUUAAUAAUGAAGAAGUACAUCCACCAGUUUAUUUACAUCAAUGGCUUUUAACAUUAUUUAUUGCGAGUUUACCAAUAAAAAGUGUUAUUAUUAUAUGGGAUUAUUUAUUUAGUACUAGCAUAAAAAUGAUAUUAAUUAUUUCAGUUGCUUUGUUAAAAAUUUUAAAAAAUUAUUUAGUUAAAAAUAAUUUUGAAAAAAUUCUUAAAUUGCUUAAAUCGAUGAAAUAUAAUGAAAGUAAUGAUGAUAUAUUAAUUGCUAAAUUGUUAAUAAAAAAAUCUGAAUUUGUUAUUUUAAAUACUGGAUUAGCAUAUAUUUUUGAAAAUAUAGAAAAAGAAGAUAUCCCUUUAGAUGUUAAAUUUAAAUUCUCAAUAAAUAAUAUUACAAACUUUCAUUUUAAAACUGUAACUUCAAAUUAUUCUAAAAAUGAAUUUGAAAAUAAUGAUGAAAACAAAAAUAAUAAUACAACCUUUUCCGAUCUUGAUGGUGCUUCAUUAUUAAAUUUUUUUUCCACUAAUAUUUUACCAAAAGGACAUUAUAACCAAAUUAAGGAAGAAGAUAAGGAACUUAAACAAAAUGCUAAUUAUGAUUUAAAGAAUGUUGAAAAAACAGAAAGCCAAACGAAUAUAAAUGAAAUUUAUUAUAAAAUGUUACGUAGUAAUGAAAAAAAUAAAAUAAAUAAUGAAAGUGAUAAUGAUUCCCCUUAUGAACAAAAACAAAAUAAUGAGAAAAUUGAAGAUUCGGGAUUUUACAAUAAAAAGGAAAACAAUAUAUACAAUUAUGAAUUCAUAAAACAUGAUCAGGAUGCUAACAAUUAUGAAUAUAAAGAUUUUCAAAAUAUUUCAAACUCUAAAAAUUUUACAAAUCAAACAACAGCAUCAAUAGUAAACACAAAUUCUGAAAAAAAUGAAAUAAAACAAAAUAAUAAUAGUUCUCAUAUUAUUUAUGCUAAUAGAUGUGAAGAUACAGAUUCUAAAAAAAUUAAUUAUGAAAAAUAUAAUUCGAUAAAUGUUAAAAAUGAUAAAAAAAAAAAAUCAGAAAAUAUCAAAAGACAUGCCUAUUAUUAUAAAAGUGAUGGUUUUUAUGAUGAAAAUCAAAAUUGUCAAAAUAAUAAUGAUAAUAUUUUAGCUACUAAUAAUAAUUAUAUUAUAACAAAUAAAACUAAGCAAACACGACAAAAGCUUAGCGAUGAUGAAAAAAGGGAUAUAUGUUUUGCUCAAGAAUUUAGAAAAGAAAAUAAAAAAUCUCAAAAUAAUAUAAUUGAUAAAACAAAAAUAAAAAAUCAAUUUAAAUAUAAUGAUAAAGAUAUAGAACAAAAUGGUGAACAAACACAAAUAUCUGAUAAUAGUGAAGAGUUUGCAUAUACAGGUACUAAUAAUGAUAAAGAAGAAAGUAUAUUGAACAUCUCUGAAUACAUAAAUAACAAUAGUAAUGACAAUAAUGAAAUGCAAAACAAUUCAGAAGAAAAUGGACUGAGCUUUUUUAAUUUAAUACAAACAUAUACCAAAGAUAAUAGUUGGUUUGAUGUAUCAUCUAUAAAUAAAUAUUACAAUUUUAAUAAAAAACGUUCAGAUUUUGAAUUAGAUAGUAUGGGAAUUAACAAAAAAGAAAAUUUUGAAGAUAGCAAUUAA